GAGGCCGGAGGGCGGGCGGCGGAGCGCGGCGCGUGGCGCGCGGCGGCUGGGCCCCAGGAGGGCGCCUCCUCCCAGCCAGGCACGGCCCCCCUCCCGGCGCAGGGGCAGGCCGGGGCGGGGGGCCCCGGAGCCGGCGCGGCCUUGGCCCCGUCGAGGAGGCCGGGGGGUCGCGAGGGCGGGGCGAUGCCGGGCGGCGGCGGCGGCCCCGGCCGGGGCCCGUGACCAUGGGCAUAGCCGAGUCCACGCCGGACGAGCUGCCAUCGGACGCGGAGGAGCAACUGCGCAAUGGCGAGCAGCAGUUGGAGCUGAGCGGGAGGCGCCUGCGGCGGCUGCCCAGCGCCGUGUGCGCGCUGAGCCGCCUGCAGAAGCUGUACGUGAGCGGCACGGGGCUGCGCGAGCUGCCCGAGGAGAUCGAGGAGCUGCGCGAGCUGCGCAUCCUGGCGCUCGACUUCAACAAACUCGAGCGCCUGCCCGACGGUCUGUGUCGCCUGCCGCGCCUCACGCGCCUCUACCUGGGCAGCAACCGGCUGCCGGCGCUGCCCGCCGACUUCGCGCAGCUGCAGAGCCUGCGCUGCCUCUGGAUCGAGGGCAACUUCCUGCGGCGUUUCCCGCGGCCGCUGCUGCGCUUGGUGGCGCUGCAGUCGCUGCAGAUGGGCGACAACCGGUUGCGUGCGCUGCCCGCGGAGCUGCCGCGCAUGACGGGCCUGCGCGGCCUCUGGCUCUACGGCAACCGUUUCGAGGAGUUCCCGCCCGCAUUGCUGCGCAUGGGCCGCCUGCACAUCCUCGACCUAGACCGCAACCGCCUGGGCGGCUUCCCCGACCUGCACCCGCUGCGCGCUCUGCGCGUCUUCUCCUACGACCACAACCCGGUCACUGGGCCCCCCCGCGUCGCCGACACGGUCUUCCUUGUGGGCGAGGGCGCCGUCGAGCGCAUGGCCGAGCGCGACGAACCCACGCCCCGGCCGCCGCCGCGGCGCCCAGCGCGGGCCUUUGACGAUGAGGAGGAAGACCUGCUCAUAGGGGGCGGGAGCUCCCGGGCUCUGGGGCCCCCCGUGGACAGCCUCUGCGCCCUGGAAGCAGCUCCAGGACUGGGCACCUGAGCCUGUGCCCUGGGUGUUGGGCCUCGGCCACUCUGGGAGGAGGGCCUCUGGGAAGGUUUGUGGGAACGGUGGGUCCCUACUUGGGGCAGAGAAGGGGGUCUCUUUGGGCAAGCUGCCGGGGACAGGCAGGCCUGGGGGCCAUCUUCAGACAUUCCAGGGUAAUGAAAAGACUGCCUACUGGCUGGUCUCUGGGCGGUCUUCAGGCCAAGAAGUCCUGGUUCCGUCCAGUUCUUACAGCUCCGUCUGGUCCCUGAUAGAGUCACUGACAACACAGUAGUAAAGGCACCAGCUUCUUCCUGGAACCAGGGUCACCACUGACCAUGGAAUCAUCCCCUUGGCUGAGUCUGGAAGCUCAGGGCACCCACCAACCUCCCUCCUCCUGGAGUCUGGAUCUUCUAGAUCCACCCUUUCUGGUGUAGGAGCCGCUACCUCUGGAGUGGACCACAUGCCUGCUUGAGGCAGAACUGCCCCCAGAAGGCCUGGCCCAGGGGGCAGGGGCUUGGAGUUGGGGCUGGUGCCCAGGACAGACAGGUGUGGGAAACCGGGAUUGGGGCUCUAACACCAUAGCUGCCCUUGUUCCUCCACCAGGGCUCAUGGUACAUACCUCCUUCCCCAGGUCCCCUAAGUUUUGUGUGGGGAAGGGGGGACUCAGAAGGCACGGUCUCUGCCCUUGCCUUUUAUUCUGUUCUCUUCUUCCAGCUUGUGCCUGGAAUCUUGCUGGAAAGAGAACAUUCCCUCCCUUCCCCACAGCCUGAGCCUUCCAGCUGUCAAGUUUGAAAAGAAGCCACUGUGCCUCUAGGGCCUCCUGCACUGGAGAGAGAGGCUCUCUACUCUGGGCGGCUGCUCCAGUGUAGCCACUCCUGUACUCUCCAUUCCCUUAAAUGGGCACCAUCGGGGUGGCUGGCAUGGCGUGGGGCAUGGGACGAGCACUGUGUGCCUCCACUCCGUCACCAGGACAGCCUCCGGGGGUGAGGAGUGAGGCCUCGCUCUGCAAUUCCCAGGGCCAGAUCUUUCCCAUCCAAGCAAUAAUGGGAGGAGGGCCCAGGGCCAGGGCCACUCAGGGACACUGUCGGGGGCAGGGCCCCCCCAUGGUAGCGUUUUCUUUAGGAAGAAAAAAAAAAACUGGCUGUAAACAUAAAUUAUAUUUCUCGGAGAAAGAAUGUUCGUUUCCCACAUGCCUGUUUAUUUAUAAGCCCUGGGAGCACUGGGUCCCGUUGCUGUGGGGACCGUGGACUCCC
Molecule: messenger RNA, 2338 nt
Organism: Balaenoptera acutorostrata (minke whale)
Lineage: Eukaryota; Metazoa; Chordata; Mammalia; Artiodactyla; Balaenopteridae
Gene: LRRC10B
Product: leucine rich repeat containing 10B
Exons: 1
Coding region: 225-1100 (291 amino acids)
Molecular function (GO): protein binding
Source: RefSeq, a predicted model, not a curated record